Molecule: messenger RNA, 1174 nt
Organism: Tarenaya hassleriana
Lineage: Eukaryota; Viridiplantae; Streptophyta; Magnoliopsida; Brassicales; Cleomaceae
Product: ubiquitin carboxyl-terminal hydrolase 3
Exons: 7
Coding region: 2-994 (330 amino acids)
Biological process (GO): protein deubiquitination
Cellular component (GO): nucleus; cytosol
Molecular function (GO): cysteine-type endopeptidase activity; cysteine-type deubiquitinase activity
Source: RefSeq, a predicted model, not a curated record
CAUGCGACGGCGCAUUUUACAAUCAAGUUCGAAAAUCGAAACAGUGAUUCAAACGGCGUCGUUUCUGGAUAAGUUCCCUGAAGGAGAACGCUACUUCGGCUUCGAGAAUUUCGGCAACACUUGCUACUGCAACAACGUUUUGCAGGCGCUCUAUUUCUGUGUCCCCUUUCGUGAAGAAUUGAUUGAAUACUAUGCAGAUAACAAAAGGGUUGCUGAUGCUGAAGAGAAUCUCUUCACCUGCUUGGCCGACUUGUUUUCACAGAUAAGUUCCCAGAAAAAGAGAACAGGAGUUAUUGCUCCGAAACGCUUUGUGCAGAGGUUGAAGAAGCAAAAUGAGCUGUUCCGGAGUUUUAUGCAUCAGGAUGCACACGAGUUCCUGAAUUAUUUGCUCAAUGAGUUCGUGGACAUAUUGGAGAAAGAAGCACAGUCUACAAAAAAUGAUCAGCAAACAUCGUCGUCUCCUGAAAAGAUUGCGAAUGGACCAAGAGCUCAUACUCCCGAGACAAAUGGGAAUGGUUGUCAGAAAGAGCCUAUCGUUACGUGGGUUCACAAUAUUUUUCAGGGUAUCCUUACAAACGAGACAAGGUGUUUGAGGUGUGAGACAGUGACAGCAAGGGACGAGACUUUCCUUGACUUGAGCCUCGACAUUGAACAGAACAGUUCCAUAACUAGCUGUUUGAAAAACUUCAGUUCCACCGAGACUCUUCAUGCCGAUGACAAAUUCUUCUGUGACAAAUGCUGCAGAAGCACAGAAGAGGAUGAAGAUCAUGAAGCCGCCGAACAUACUAGUCAUACAUCUGAAAAGAUUCAAGUACAUAGAACAGAUGGGUCGGUACAAGUAGCUGUCGUACCGGGUAGUAUUCCCUCUGGAACUGAAACUAAGCAACACAGUGGAAGAAUAUUCAGAAAGAGAGUACUCUCUGUAUGCAGUGGUGGUUCAUGUUGGAAGUGGUCCGAACCAUGGCCACUACGUCAGCCUCGUGAAAAGCCAUGACCACUGGUUUUUCUUUGACGACUAGAGCGUCGAGAUGAUUGAAGAAUCUGCCAUUCAGACGUUCUUCGGGUCAUCACAGGAGUACUCUAGCAAUACCGAUCAUGGUUACAUCUUGUUCUACGAGAGCCUCUGGACUAAUUAAAAGGUUACCAGGAGUCGAUAAAGUUUUUCCCUUUUUCA